CUGAUCAGUUUGGCUGCUCGGGAUUUCAACUCCUACGGAUCGCGCAGAGGGAACGACGCCGUGAUGGCCAGAGGAACGUUUGCAAACAUCAGACUCUUUAACAAGUUCCUCAAUAAGCAGGCGCCGCAAACAAUUCAUCUGCCAACAGGAGACGUGUUGGACGUGUUCGACGCAGCAGAACGGUACCAGCAGUCCGGAGUUCCUUUGCUGAUUCUGGCUGGUAAGGAGUACGGCUCAGGCAGCUCCAGAGACUGGGCUGCCAAAGGACCCUUCCUGUUGGUGAGCAGCAUUUAUUAGAGUGAUUUCAGACCACACAACAUUUAAAAAGUAUGAAUAAUUAAGUAUAGAUAGAUGCU
Messenger RNA from Cynoglossus semilaevis (tongue sole), 356 nucleotides. Its product is annotated as cytoplasmic aconitate hydratase-like. The transcript is spliced from 2 exons. The record is from RefSeq and is a predicted model, not a curated record. NCBI's taxonomy places the organism in Eukaryota, Metazoa, Chordata, Actinopteri, Pleuronectiformes, Cynoglossidae. The annotation marks the transcript as partial.